Messenger RNA from Lucilia sericata (common green bottle fly), 1533 nucleotides. RefSeq lists its product as uncharacterized. The transcript is spliced from 4 exons. Gene Ontology annotation, molecular function: transcription factor binding. The record is from RefSeq and is a predicted model, not a curated record. Gene Ontology annotation, biological process: positive regulation of transcription by RNA polymerase II. Bases 127 to 1305 code for a protein of 392 amino acids. NCBI's taxonomy places the organism in Eukaryota, Metazoa, Arthropoda, Insecta, Diptera, Calliphoridae.
AGACAUUUUGCUUAAAAAUUUGUUGUUUAUUAAAUUUUUUCGUUUGUUUAGCGCGUAGGUAGGCAUUUUUUGUCAUUCUUUUAUAAAUCUAUAACUGUAAAAUAAAUAAUUAAAAAACCCGAAAAUAUGACAUCGCGUAAAAGGCAGCACAAUAUGGAAAAGGAAAAUAAGAAUAAGACAGAUUAUGCAGCUCAAUCGCCUAAAGAUUCAUUAAAUAAUGAAUCCGUGGAUGAUAUGUUAGCUAAUGUUGAUUCCUUCAUUGAAGGUGUUUAUCGUGACCUGAGCAUUAGUCCUCCUCAACGUACUUCUUUGGGCAAUUCUGCAACAUUUCGCACACGUAGAUCACUUAACGACGAUUCAUCAGUUUCAUCCGAUAAUACUUCUCCAGCUGGGGCAACUUCUAUUUCAAUAAUUGAAAAUGCUUCUGCAGUAGUCUCGCCGACCACACGUCGCAACAUGGAUGCAGAGAUUGAAAGAAUCAAUAGAAUUUGUGAUAAUGUUGAUCAGAAUCUACGUUCAAUUGGUCUUUUUAUGAACAAUUCGUGUGACAAUAGCACUUCGGAAAAUAUUUUAAAUUCAAAUUUAACAAGUACUCCCAGUUCAUCUACUUCAUCAAUGACGGCUCUAACACUCAAUAGUCCACCGAUUGCCACAAUAGUACGCAAUAAUAAUACGCAAAGAAGUCGUCCCAGACGUCGAAGAUCGUCACCCACAGGAUCAAUAGCUGCUCAUGUUAUAGAUUUAUCAGAGUCACAAACACAAACACCAGAGAUAAACAGACACACUAUCAGCGUUAAUAGUAAUAAUAACCGCCAUAUUGAUGAUGACGACGACGAUGAUGUUAUUUUGGUAUCUGCGAAUAUUCAUCCUGUAGUGGAUUUAUGUACACCAGGGGGACAUCAGGAACAUCACAAUCCUAGGCCAGUAAUAAAUCAAAGACAAUUAAAUAGACGACGCUUGACGCACCAAGAUGAAGAUGUUGCAGACUCAUGUUGCCAAGGUCCCUCGACAGCAAGAAAACGUCGCACUGAAUAUUUUACACCACCAGAAUACAAAAAACCCUCAUCAGGGUCAGGCAAUGUUGCCACUUCGCCACCAUCUUCAGCAGCGACAACAGCUUCUGUUCAUACACCAUUUAUGUGUCCCGUUUGCAUGGAAUCAUGUUUACAACGCCAACCUACCUCAACUCGUUGUGGUCAUGUCUUCUGUAAAGAGUGUAUUGAACACGCCAUACGUUUGACUCAUAAGUGUCCCAUGUGUAAUACGAAAAUUUCCAAAAGCCAAAUAUUCCGUAUUUAUCUUUAAGUUUGUUUUUAUGUAGCAUGAAUACUCAGUGACAUUGUUAACCCAUAGUUUAGCUUAUAGUUAAAACAUGAAUUAUUUAUUAUUUUCUUUAAUAUUCCUUAAUCAUUUCAUAACUUAUUUCUUUAUUUAGUAAUAGUUUUAUAAUUUUUAAAUUCAAUCGUUUUUUUUACUUGUUUUGAAACCUUAUUUUUGUCUGUUAAUUGAAUAAAUUUAACUAUGUUGUAAAAA